Molecule: messenger RNA, 1184 nt
Organism: Hydra vulgaris (swiftwater hydra)
Lineage: Eukaryota; Metazoa; Cnidaria; Hydrozoa; Anthoathecata; Hydridae
Product: superkiller complex protein 8
Cellular component (GO): Cdc73/Paf1 complex
Molecular function (GO): protein binding
Source: RefSeq, a predicted model, not a curated record
GUUAUUAUUUAUAUUUGCUCUUUAAAUGAUUUUUAUUAAAGAUUUUUUUUUUUAUAGUUUCAUAAAAAUCUUUUCAUUGAUUUAUCAUAAAACAGCAUGUAUUCCGUUUUGCAGAAAAUAGAGAAUGCUCAUGAAGAUAGUAUUUGGUCAAUAUCUUGGCAUACCAAUGAAACAGACAAAUGUGAAAAUAUUAUCACAGGUGGCAUUGAUGACUUAAUAAAAUGUUGGAAAUGGUCUGAAAACAGUUUAACAUCAAAAUGGAAUUUUGAAGGACAUCAGCUUGGAAUUGUUUCUACUGAUAUAAACAAUACUGGAAAAUUAGGUGCAUCCAGCUCUUUAGAUAGUCACAUAAGAAUAUGGGAUUUAGAUAAAGGUAAACAAAUCAAGAGCAUUGAUCUUGGCCCAGUUGAUUCUUGGACAGUCACUUUUUCACCUGAUUCACGGUAUAUUGCUACAGGCAGUCAUACAGGCAAAGUAAACUUGAUUGGAGUUGAAAGUGGCAUAAAAGAAGAAACUCUUGAUACAAGAAGUAAAUUUACAAUGAGUAUUGCUUAUAGCCCUGAUGGAAAAUAUUUAGCGUGUGGUGCCAUUGAUGGUAUUAUAAACAUAUUUGAUAUGACAAGCAAAAAGUUAUUGCAUACAUUGGAAGGCCAUGCCAUGCCCAUUCGAUCUUUGACUUUUUCACCAGAUUCACAAAUACUGUUAACAGCAUCAGAUGAUGGUCAUUUAAAGAUGUAUGAUGUACAACAUGCAAACUUAGCUGGUACUCUAUCAGGACAUGGUUCAUGGGUUGUUUCUGUUGACUAUUCUCCAGACAACAAACAUUUUGUUUCUGCAUCAAGCGACAAAAGUGUAAAAAUAUGGGAUGCGAGCACACGACAAUGUAUUCAUACGUUUUAUGAACACAAAGACCAGGUAUGGGGCGUUUGUUACAACAGUACUGGAUCCAAAAUUGCUUCAGUUGGUGAUGAUAAAUCUAUAGUUAUUUAUGAUGUUCCUAUUUGAUUGAAUUGUUUAGCUGCGAUAUGCAUAGCAUGAGCCGGAUAGAAAGAACUUCCUUUUUAUUAUAUGAAAUUCUGGUCGUGGAAACAAUUUUUUAUAUAUUGUCGAAAUGGGCAGCCCAAUCUCUAAAAAUACUUUAUAAAUCAUGUAAUUUAUAGCGUGAAAAACUCCAAAUUUUUUUA